This is a messenger RNA of Conger conger (European conger), 2134 nucleotides long. RefSeq names its product tRNA selenocysteine 1-associated protein 1-like. The record is from RefSeq and is a predicted model, not a curated record. Gene Ontology annotation, molecular function: tRNA binding. Gene Ontology annotation, biological process: selenocysteine incorporation. Gene Ontology annotation, cellular component: nucleus. The transcript has 7 exons. Bases 170 to 763 code for a protein of 197 amino acids. NCBI's taxonomy places the organism in Eukaryota, Metazoa, Chordata, Actinopteri, Anguilliformes, Congridae.
AAUAUAUCAUGGACUGACUCAGGUUAUAGCGCAUGGAGUAUCACAUAAAUGUCUUUAGCGCAUUUAUCUAGCUUGCUAGCCAGCUAGUUAUUAGUGUCAAAAUAGUUUGUGACCGAAGUUCUACACAAUUUUACUCAAAUCGGAGAACUGGUGAAAGUAUACGAACAAAAUGAGUUGUCUAUGGAUGGGCAAUCUGGAGCCGUAUAUGGAUGAGAAGUUCAUCUCGCGUGCCUUCGCCACCAUGGGGGAGCUGGUGGUGGGGGUGAGGAUCAUCCGCAACAAGAUGACAUGGGGUGCAGCGGGGUACUGCUUUGUGGAGCUGGCAGAUGAGGCGACAGCAGAAAGAUGUCUCCGUAAGAUCAACGGAAAGCCCCUUCCAGGAGCCACACCGCCCAAAAGAUUCAAGCUGAACAGGGCCACAUACGGGAGGCAGGGAGACACCAGGAACAGAGGGGGUCCCCCAGAUGGGCGGGGUUCCCAGCCGUACCCCUAUAAUCACGGCCAGUACUACCCACAGUACCCCAACUACUACAACAACUGGGGCUAUGACCACAACGCUGCGGGAUACAACUACAACCAGUACGACUACAGCACACAGACAUAUGAAGGGGCUGAAGAUGACGGACUUGAGGACCCCGGGGAGCAGCUGGAUGUGACGGAGGCCAAUAGGCAGUUCAUGGAGGAGAGUGAGGAGUUGUACGACGCCCUGAUGGAAUGCCAUUGGCCGCCCCGGGACUCCGCCCACCUCCCCGUCUCCCUGUAGCCCAUGCCUGCUCACAGGUCACAUGACUCUGGUCCACACGUCCUCUCUAGGGCCUGUGGGAGGUUAAAGGUCACUCGGAACUCUCCUGGAUGAGUGUUCCUCAGCUUUCCGGGGAAUCUUCUGGAUUCUUUUUUUAUUGCCACUUUCACUGCCCCCCCCCCCCCCCUCCUGCAGAGGCUCAUGGGAUAGCGGGAGGUACAGACCCCGGACUGAUCUGCCCUGUACACACAGAGGAGCUGUGUGGAGCUGUCUGAGCAUGCUCCCGUAGCAGCCUGAUCUCUACGUCUGUGUACACUUUGUGCAUCCUGUAUAUCUGUGGGAUUGUAUGAUUGCGAUUGUGGGAGUGUGUGAUUGUGGGAUUAUAGGUUUGUGGGAUUGUAUGAUUAUAUGUUUGUGGAAGUGUGGGAUUGUGGGAGUGUGAGAUUGUAUGUUUGUGGGAUUAUAUGAGUGUGUGAUUGUGGGAGUGGAUAAAGGUGGCAGGCUGCUCCAGUAAGCACCAGCGCAGGUCUGCUGCGGAGCUGAGGUGUGUCAGGUGUGUUUCUGCUGUCAACUCUAACCUGCACCACUGCCACUAUUGCACACACAUGCUCGAGGGAGGUUCUCCGUAGCGUCCGUGUUAAAUGUGGGACACUGACUAAAGCAGUGCUUCCCUGGGUCCUGGAGCCCCCUGUGUAUGCUGGUUUUAAUUCCAACCACAAGUGCAAUCCCACAUUUUUAACAAGCAGUUAAUUUGGCCCAAUUCAUGUUCAGAAGGAUAAGCCACAGUAUGUCAGAUAUAGCUAUGCAUGCCAUGAAGUAUAACAUUGCUGUAUUGUAAACAACUGCAUAAAAAGUAAAUUGUUAAAUAAUCUAAUUAAAGCUUGAGUUGAAUCACUAUGUUCCUAAUAGUGUGGACACCUGCAUACUAAAACUAACCAUCAGGAAGAUAAAAAAAUCCUGACAAAGACGAUUAUAAAGAGCCAAACCUGUAUGCUGUUGAUUAAAUAAAACGAGAACCUUUUUUCAUUUGAUCAAAAAAUUGAUUUAUGUUCAUGUGAUUGUUUGCAAUACAACACAAUAUGAACCUGGGAAUGUUAUUAUUUAUGGCAUGCAUAGCUAUUUCUGACCUGAUGUGGCUCACCGUUCCAUGAAGCACCUAAUUAGGCCAAAUGAACAGCUUGAUAAAAUGCUGAGAUGGUGAAUGUGACUGGAAGGGAAAGCCGCACUCACAGGACCGAGUGUGUGUCCCACUGGACCUUUCUGAACCACUGGACCUCUCUGUAAAGCCCGCUGUGGAAAAUACACACUGCAGUUACAAUCAUACCUUUCACAACUCACAUUCUCCUUUUUGUGUCAUUUUGCCGAAAGAAUAAAGAAUUAUAUUUCUCUUUU